AUUGCUCACCUCCUUACUUCCUCCUCACCAUUUUGAGCAUUUGUAUCAAGGCAAGGCUUUGAGCGGAAUGACAGAAAGAAAGAAGGACAAAUCUAUCAAUUUGAAAAACACAUUAAUGAUUCAUAAAGAAAUGACUCAUUUGAAUGAUUCUAAUAAAUUACUAAACCAUCAAACUGACUGAUAACCAGUUGUGACUGUCAACAUAAUGACAAAUAAUAACUUUCUAAAUAAUAUUUUGGAUUUCUGUACAAAUUAAAUUCAUAUUUAUAGAAACAGAAUUAAAAACCAGAUUGUUCAAUUUAAUUUAUUUUGAAAUAGUUUAAUAAUACUUAUACUAAAAUGGAAGACGAUUAUAUAAGUGGAUUAUUCUUUGGAACAUAUAUGUUUCUAAAUUUUCUGCAUACAUGCAUUUUGACCUUUUAUAUCAUAAAGCUUCAGAAGAGCAAAUUGUUUGAACAAAAUACAAUCGUCCACAUAGAUGCUAAUCCGUACCAUGUUAGUGAUUUGAUAAAUAAAAUGCCAAGUACAGAAACAUUAGCACCAACGGUAGAAGAAUAUGAAGCCCCUUUGAACCACCAAGAGCCAAAAUAUGCUGAAGUUGAUCCAAAAAAGACCGAAAAAUAUGAUGCACUCAACUAUCUGCAACAAAAUACUAAGAACAAUUUAUCAUAUGACAAAUUAAAAAUUCUGUCCGAAGAAAAUCAAAUGAUUUAGUAGAAUUGUCCACAAAUCAUUGAUGAGAUGUUCAAAAAAUCCAUUUUAUAUUUAUUUUUAUU
Messenger RNA from Chironomus riparius, 776 nucleotides. NCBI's taxonomy places the organism in Eukaryota, Metazoa, Arthropoda, Insecta, Diptera, Chironomidae. The record is from the annotation of a GenBank genome assembly.